This is a messenger RNA of Elaeis guineensis (African oil palm), 1127 nucleotides long. RefSeq names its product putative GEM-like protein 8. The record is from RefSeq and is a predicted model, not a curated record. NCBI's taxonomy places the organism in Eukaryota, Viridiplantae, Streptophyta, Magnoliopsida, Arecales, Arecaceae.
UUGAUGAGCCGAUGAUGACUUUGCAUCGUGAAGUGGUGAUUUAAUAAAGUGCUUUAUUUAUUUGAACAUAAUCACUACUCCAAAGGUUGCUUGACCUUAUAAAAAGCCUACGUGCUGGUCUCUGGACCAGAGGACAUCCACCGGAGGAACAUUCUCAAGGAGAGGAGACACUAAAGAUGGAAGCUUCAUCCAAUGUGAAGAAUCCAAGCCAUGAUCAAGUCAUUGGCAUUCCUAUCACCUGUGUCAGAUAUGUAGCUGAGUGUCCAGGCAAACCUGCUUCUGCUUCUCAGCCUGGUAGCUUAUGUCUUCAGUCCACAUCAUAUGGUUCCUCUCAUUUCAGACAGAAAAGAGUGGAUUCAGUGAUUGACUGGAUGAGCAGAUUCAGCAAAAGAGCAGAUAACUAUGCAAAAGGCAUCCGAGAUCAUGUCAGUUUAGGGCCCAAUAUCUCCGAAACUGUGAAGGGAAAGUUGAGCUUGGGUGCAAGGAUUCUUCAAGCAGGAGGUGUCAAGAAAGUCUUCAGACAAAAUUUCUCCAUUGAAAAAGGAGAGAAGCUGCUGAAGGCUUUUCAGUGCUAUCUGUCUACCACUGCCGGUCCUAUCGCAGGGCUGCUCUUUAUUUCAACUAAGAAGAUUGCAUUCCAUAGUGAUAGAUCCCUGACGCUCACUUCUCCCAGAGGAGAAUUGGCCAGAGUUCCCUACAAGGUUUUGAUCCCUUUAGAAAGGAUAAAGAGAGUCAGCCAGAGUGAGAAUGCGAACAAGCCAAACCAAAAGUACAUCCAGCUAGUUACUAAGGAUGAAUUUGAGUUCUGGUUUAUGGGUUUUGUUAGUUAUCAGAGAUCUGUCAAGUACUUGAGGCAAGCUAUCUCAGAUUCAGAAGCAAGGUUUUUGCAGUAAACUGAUUGAUUUGAGCUGCAUGCCUCAACAUAUGGUUUAUCUGCAUAGAGUGAAGAAGAACAUCACAAUUUCUUGUUGUAAUCAGUAAAAAUGGCUCUCCAUUUUUUUUUGUCAGAAGAGUCAGUUAAAUACUCGCAAAAUAGGAUCUGCCUUGCCCGCCUUUUGUACAAAAAUCAUGAAUGUGUGUCUCAUUCUACGCCACAUCAGCGAAUGAAAUACAGGUGUUUUGUUGGU